AUGCACUCCAAUGCGCCCCUGGGCCCGCCUACCUGCCUCUGGCUGGAGUUAGCUGGGCUCUUCCUACUCAUUCCCUGGGGCAUGGGCUUGGCAGGACCCAGUGGGCCUGAAGGCCAGAGGCCAGGGACGCUAAGCUGGGCUGUGCAUCUGCACAGCCUGGGUGACCCAGGACUAGAGACCCUGGAGAAGCGGGCAGACGCCUUGGCGCAGGCUGCUGGGCUGGUAAAUGCCGGCCGCAUCGGGGAGCUCCACGGCCACUACCUCUUCAUUCAUCCUGCCGGACCCCGGAAGGCCCAGAGGGCAAAGGCGGUAAGGCAGCAGGCAGAGGCCGUGCUGGGCACACACGAGGCUGUGCGCUGGCAUUCAGAACAGAAACUGCUGAGACGGACCAAGCGCAGCCUGCACUUCAAUGAUCCCAAGUUCCCACAGCAAUGGCACCUGAACAACCGGAGGAGCCCGGGCAGAGACAUCAAUGUGACUGGCGUGUGGGAACGCAAUGUCACCGGACGCGGGGUGACCGUGGUGGUGGUGGACGAUGGAGUGGAGCACACGGUGCUAGACAUUGCACCCAACUAUAGCCCCGAGGGCAGCUAUGACCUCAACUCCAAUGAUCCGGACCCCAUGCCGCACCCCGACGUGGAGAAUGGGAACCACCAUGGCACACGCUGUGCUGGCGAGAUCGCUGCGGUGCCCAACAACAGCUUCUGCGCUGUGGGUGUGGCCUACGGCAGCCGCAUCGCAGGUAUCCGGGUGCUGGACGGCCCCCUCACCGACAGCAUGGAGGCUGUGGCGUUCAACAAGCAUUAUCAGAUCAACGACAUCUACAGCUGUAGCUGGGGUCCAGACGAUGAUGGGAAAACAGUGGAUGGUCCUCAUCAACUUGGGAAGGCUGCUUUGCAACAUGGGGUGAUUGCAGGCCGUAAGGGUUUUGGGAGCAUCUUCGUGGUGGCCAGCGGCAAUGGGGGUCAGCACAAUGACAACUGCAAUUACGACGGCUAUGCCAACUCCAUCUACACCGUCACUAUUGGUGCCGUGGAUGAGGAGGGCCGGAUGCCUUUCUAUGCUGAGGAGUGUGCGUCCAUGCUGGCUGUCACCUUCAGCGGCGGAGACAAGAUGCUUCGGAGUAUUGUGACCACCGACUGGGACCUACAGAAGGGCACUGGCUGCACUGAGGGCCACACAGGCACGUCAGCGGCAGCGCCCUUGGCAGCUGGGAUGAUAGCGCUGAUGUUGCAAGCACGGCCCUGCCUCACCUGGAGAGACGUACAGCACAUCAUUGUCUUCACAGCCACCCAGUACGAAGACCGUCGUGCCGACUGGGUCACCAACGAGGCCGGAUUCAGCCACAGCCACCAGCAUGGGUUCGGGCUGCUCAAUGCUUGGAGGCUUGUGAAUGCUGCCAAGGUCUGGACCUCCGUCCCUUACCUCGCCUCCUAUGCCAGCCCCAUAGUGAAGGAGAACCAGCCCAUCCCCCUCUCGCCCCACACCCUGGAGGUGCACUGGGAUGUCAGCAGGACGGACCUGGAGAUGUCGGGGCUGAAGACCCUGGAGCACGUGGCAGUGACUGUGUCCAUUACGCACUCCCGCCGUGGCAGCCUGGAGCUGAAGCUGUUCUGCCCCAGUGGCAUGAUGUCGCUCAUCGGCGCCCCCCGCAGCAUGGACUCGGACCCCAAUGGUUUCAAUGACUGGACCUUCUCCACUGUGCGGUGCUGGGGGGAGAGGGCCAAGGGGACGUACAGACUGGUCAUCAGGGAUGUGGGAGACGAAGCUGUCCCAACUGGCAUCCUGCAGCAAUGGCGACUGACCCUCUAUGGCUCCAUUUGGGGCCCCAUGGACAUCCGGGACAGACAAAGGCUGCUGUCAAACGCCAUGAGUGGGAAAUACCUGCAUGAUGGUUUCUCUCUGCCCUGUCCCCCUGGGCUGGAGAUCCCCCAGGAAGAGGGCUACACCCUCACCCCUAACACCCUCAAGACCCUGGUGCUGGUGGGCUGCUUCACUGUCUUCUGGACCAUCUACUACCUGCUGGAGGCCUACUUGAGCCAGAGGAGCGUGGCACGCAGGAUCAGUUCCUGUUGCUGGUCCCAGCACAACCGGAAGGCCUGGGAGGAGGGCACGGAACUGGAAUUUACGCCACUUUGCAAUGGCAAAGGCCCAGAUGGGACAGAGCCGGGGGACGAGGGCUCACCGAGCACCACAACCCUGCUGGCCACUGAUGGGCUGACUCCGGGGAACUGGAGCCGGGGCCAGAACCAGAGCAGAGGGACCUGGGACGGGGCCCUUCAGCACCUGCCCCCAGACCUGCUGCAGGGAGCCGAGGAACAGAUGUGCUAAGUGUGAAGGACAAGCCAGAUGUGCUGAGUGCAAAGGAAGCAAAGACGGGCACUUCACUCCUUGCAGAACAAGCCGCUCUGAGGCUCCCUCCAAACACAAAUCAGAAUGGGAGGCCCGAGAGGCACCCAGGGAGGGUGCUUGAAGCUUUGUUUGGCUCCAGACCAGAGGGUGCCUGCACCCACCAGUUACUCCUGGGAACAGAGCUUGGGCCCGAGAAGGGCCUGUCGUGCUCAAUAGCUGUAUCUGCCAGUGGCAUGACGGGGGUGAAUUCCCCUUGCACCCCAGGCCACAGUGUUGUAGACCAUUGACCUCAGCCAGCAUGGGUGUAGCUGCCCCAGCAGCCCAGCCCACCUGCCCCAGUCCUGGGUGCAAGGCAGCCUCAACCCACUGCCCCACCCGCCUGAAGGUCACUGUGAUGCUAGAAAGGGUUUGAGCCUGUCGGGCCAGGGCUGUGGCAGUGCCAGGAAGGGCAUCAGCUAACCUGCAACCACUUGUGUUCCUCGCACCAUGCUCAGGGACAGACUUCCCAGGCAACUACCUGCCUGCCCAACGCCUUCCUCCAACCCGGGCCAACCAACCCGGUGGACUUGAAUUGUUUUUUAAUGCUUAUGACUUAAUUUCCUCUUUUCACAGCAAACUUUUGCUGGGAUUUUUUUCUGCAUAGCUUUUCCAAAAUAAAAACCUUGCUCUCCA
This is a messenger RNA of Suncus etruscus (white-toothed pygmy shrew), 3024 nucleotides long. RefSeq names its product proprotein convertase subtilisin/kexin type 7 (gene PCSK7). NCBI's taxonomy places the organism in Eukaryota, Metazoa, Chordata, Mammalia, Eulipotyphla, Soricidae. Gene Ontology annotation, molecular function: serine-type endopeptidase activity. The transcript is spliced from 15 exons. Gene Ontology annotation, cellular component: Golgi membrane; trans-Golgi network. Bases 1 to 2331 code for a protein of 776 amino acids. The record is from RefSeq and is a predicted model, not a curated record. Gene Ontology annotation, biological process: protein processing.